AAAUUCAACCAAACACUUGAGUUUCAAUCGAUAAAUCGUGGUUUUAAUUGAUUUGUACACUUGAAACCUUUUCUAGCGUUAUUUUUUGGUAUUGACAUGGGAACAAACAUCCACUUCAUUUUAUGGAGGGACUGUACAAAGUUUCGUUUGUGCUUUUUGUACAAAUUCAGUGUGCCAUAUUACAAGAAAGUGAAACGCGCGAUAAACACUGUUAUAAAAUAACAUUUCUGAAGUAAAUGUUAAUAAGUAUCAGUAAUCAACGUGAGUUUAACGUUUUCUAACUGUGGAUGUUCUUUAAAACUCAUCAUCAACAUCAAGAACUUUGAGUAGAAUUAUGGAGAAACGUUCCGCGAGAGUGUCCGAGGCACAGUGGAUGAUUUUAAUUGACUACCUGGAAAGUAACCCCAACCUCGCUAGGGCUAGGGGUUAUAACAAUAGUGCCCAAAGAAGGGCCCUAGCAUCCCGACUGUGGCAAGAGGUGGCCACUCUUCUAAAUUCAGAAGGCUCGGGAACAACAAAGUCUCCGAAGGACUGGUCAAUUUAUGUCAGCAACUACAAAAGCAAACUCAAAAAAAUAGUUGCUAACAUAAAUGCAGAUGCCACUGCCACAGGCGGAGGGCCUCCAGGAACAAGUACCUUGUCACACACUGACAGGCGUUUUCUGGCCUUAAUGGGGCCGGGAUUCGGCCAAACGGCUCCUCAGGUGAUGGUUCAACCUUUUCCGGAGGAGCAGCCAUCCACUUCGAAUAGUUCUACAUCUCAGUUGGUUUUAGAAGAGAUGGACUAUGUUUCACAGGGUGAACAAGAGACAGUUGAAAUUGUAGUAGAGAUAGCUGAGACUGAAGAAGCAACCGAGUCGGAAACAAGGCCAGCUGAGACUGACACAAGGCCAGCUGAGACGGAAACAAGGCCAGCUGAGACGGAAACAAGGCCAGCUGAGGUGGAAACAAGGCCAGCCGAGCCACUAUUACCUCGUCGAAGCAGGCAACGACAAAGGCUGCGAACUCGUCCACUGGCUCCACUAGAUGAGGCACGGAGAAUACUGUCUCAAGUGGAGAUGCAGCGUGCUGCUGCAGAUGCUGCCAAUGCACGAGCAAAUGAAGGCAUUGCUCUCAACUUAGGACGUCUUGCUAAUGUAGCAGAGAAUUUUCUGCAACAUUUUAUUUCGCAGAUCAAUAAUUCUUCAUAAGAUAAUCCUUUCAUUUUGUACUAGCUUAUGCCCGCGGCUUCACCCCCCUGAAAUUUAGUUUGUCACAGAUCGUCAUAAAUUAUAGCUUAUAUGUUAUUCU
This is a messenger RNA of Ostrinia furnacalis (Asian corn borer), 1289 nucleotides long. RefSeq lists its product as uncharacterized. The coding region runs from base 335 to 1189 and encodes 284 amino acids. The record is from RefSeq and is a predicted model, not a curated record. NCBI's taxonomy places the organism in Eukaryota, Metazoa, Arthropoda, Insecta, Lepidoptera, Crambidae. The transcript is spliced from 6 exons.